UCGGAUCAGGGCCACGUGACCUCCCUUUGAUACUUACGAAGAGAAUUUGAAUGUUCCUAACCGAAAUUUGAUGAAACGAUUGUGAUUUGUUUUAUUUUUUGUGUAAGUGAUAUAAUUUCUUUAGUUCUAAUAAUAGUGUGCGGAUCUGUGAAAGUGGAUAGGAAUCAUGAUGUUUAUACAAUACAAGAUUUUGUUCAUUUUAUGUAGCCUCAGACAUAUAAUAUUAUGUGACGACAUUGAGAUAGAUUUGACAUCUUAUAACUUCCAAACGAACAAGACUGAAUUCAUAGAAUAUGCCAAUAUAACUGAAGAUAAUACUCGAAUCUUGGUGACCAAUAUUGACCCAAGCGUGGAGUUUUUUAUAAUACAGGUUCAUAGUUACGUGAAAGUUCUCACGCUCUCGUAUACGCCUACUAUUCAGCUUCAAUCGCACGUCAACGGAACCAAUAUUGGCCUGUAUUGGGACAGGUCGGUUGGCCUAGAAAAUGAUAUCGGUGGUGUUUCGUUUUAUUGUAUUCACAACAUGUCAAGUGGAGAAAGUUUAAAAAUUUUACUGGCCAUCCACGUUUAUGGGAAGCAUGAUCCAAUACCAGGCGGCUGCAACCUGUCAUUCGAAACGAUGAUCGCGCCGUACCAAAAAAUUUCUUACACUGAUUCGACUAUCGAGGUGGCCAGCCAGCCGCCUUCAAGGCGAAAAUCGUCCUGCAAUAAUAACGACAGGGUGCAGGUCGACAUGUACCACAUGUUUCUGUCGGAAAAUGACCCCAAUGAAACAAACUACUUCACGGGAAUCGCGAACAUGAUGACCGUCGAGCGUAUCAAGAAAAACGGCCGUCGCGUUCAUAAAACUGAUUAUGCAAAGUACAAAAUAUUUUAUAAUUUAUACAGGGGCACUGGAGAGAUUUUCGCAGUGAUCGCGACUGACGUAGGCGGGAGUUCCGCCUACGUCCCUGCAGCGUCAUUCGGUUGCGAUUUGUCGAAAUGGGACGCCGACUGCGCAGGCCCGGGAAAAAUAGUAUGCAUGGGACUCUUGUUGUUCGGAUUUGUGAUGUGUAUUGCCGGGCAUCGUCUUUUCAAAAUGUCACUUUUUGUAUUGGGUUUCGGAUUGGGUCAGCUCGUGGGUAGCAUCUUCGUCAAUUCGGGUGUCUUAGUGACCGUUUUUUCGAUCCUCUCGGGGGCGAUCUGGGUCUUCCUCUGGAUUAAAUUGGGGGUGCCCCUGCUUUCGAUCAGUCUGACGUUCUUUUUUGCCUCAACGAUCCUGAUAUCGACUGUUUUUUACCUGGGAUUUGCGGUUAACGACUUGUUCGGCAACGACUUAGUUUUUUGGACGACGUACGCCUGCGUGUUUCUCUCAAUUUUGCUUAUAUCGUCAGCGUUCGCACCGCGCAGUCACAUCCUAGCCCUUAGCCUGAUUGGGUCAUACUGCGCAAUCGUAGCCAUAAACUACCACUCAGGAGGUAACCUGCAAUAUAUUUUCAUAAACACACUUCGCCGAAUUAACGUCGCCGGUUUUAAUCGGGUCAUAGUGGAUCCACCUAUUCAAGUAAAGGAUAUACAACACAUUGCUACUUGGAUCGCGCUGUUUUCGCUUGGGUACUUUGUUCAGUCGCGGUGGCAAAGAGGCGCACCACCGUUCCCGUCCACCGAAUACCGAAUGUUACGUUCUUAAGCGAAAGGACACCCCUUUUGCAGACCGCACCGACUUUUCAUCGCUAAUGGGAACUCGACCACUUUUUUAUUUUUAUUUCACUAGUUUUAUUAGGGAUGUAAUAAUAUAUACUAUG
Messenger RNA from Cylas formicarius (sweet potato weevil), 1784 nucleotides. Its product is annotated as transmembrane 7 superfamily member 3-like. NCBI's taxonomy places the organism in Eukaryota, Metazoa, Arthropoda, Insecta, Coleoptera, Brentidae. The record is from RefSeq and is a predicted model, not a curated record. Bases 167 to 1669 code for a protein of 500 amino acids. The transcript is spliced from 7 exons.